GAGUCAGGUUUCAGCUUUGCGAGGGCCCCUUGAGUCCCGACGCACUGAAGCUGCCUUUGUUUGACUGGAAACCAGAGAGAGAGAGAGAGAGAGAGAGCAACAGAUAGGAGGAGGAGAGUGAGAGGAUUUUAGUUUGGAGUAAGUGGGGAAGUGAGUCAGAGUGGGUUACAUCUCUCUCUCUAUCACACUCACACAUGAACAGGGCAAGUUUAGCGUGGAUCUAAGCUCACCAUCACUGAAGAUGUCUUCACGCAUUCCUCCCUGGUUCUUUGGAUUAUCUCUACUAGUCCUCCGGUUCUGUUGCCGUCACUCCUCUGCCUAUCAGCUGCUGGACGACCGUGGCUCUCAGGGAGCCUUGGACCUCACGGAGUUGAUCGGCGUUCCCCUCCCCCCCUCCGUCUCCUUUGUUACCGGUUUUGAGGGUUACCCUGCCUACAGCUUCGGACCGGAUGCCAAUGUGGGCCGCCUCACAAAGUCGUUCAUCCCCGACCCAUUCUACUAUGACUUCGCCGUCACCGUCAUAGCUAAACCCACCACACGGCAGGGCGGCGUGCUGUUCGCCAUUACAGAUGCGUAUCAAAAAAUUGUACACUUAGGUAUAGCGCUGUCAGAAGUGGAAGAUGGUUCCCAGAGAGUUGUGUUGUACUACACUGACCCAGGAACGACAGCCGGGACCCAAGUAGCAGCUUCUUUCAAAAUGGGGGACCUGACAGGAAGAUGGGCUAGGUUUACCCUGACCGUACAGGAGGCAGAGGUGCGUCUCUACAUGGACUGCGAGGAAUACCACCGAGUUGACUUCACCAGGAGUCCUCAGCCGCUGACCUUCGAAGCCAGCUCGGGGAUCUUCGUGGGGAACGCCGGGGGUACAGGCCUGGCGAGGUUUGUGGGCUCCAUCCAGCAGCUGGUGUUGAAGUCGAGUCCCACGGCCCCGGAUGACCAGUGCGAGGAGGACGAUCCCUAUGCCUCCGGUUACGGAAGUGGUGAUGACGCCUACGAGGCGGCUGAAGAGAGAGAGGAAGUGAAGAAGAUCGUGGAGGAGAGAGAGUAUACCAUGGCCCUACCAGACCUGGACCCCACUUACAGCGCCCCGGUCCGAGCGCCGCCCACCGAGAGGUCAGUUUUCGGCGGCGAUGAUGACGAAGAAGACGUCGAGGAGACUUCUGGCCAGGAGGAGGAGAUGACCACAGUUAGAGUGCAGUCGCCUCAGAGAGCUACUCCGGCCUCCACUCUGGACACUUCCCUCCAGAUGUCUCCGGGGCAGAAAGGGGAGCGUGGGGAGCCAGGCCCAGCCGGUCCCCCCGGACCCUCCGGCCCUCCAGGACGAGCCUCGGGAGAGGGAGAGGGAGGGGAGCCGGGACCACGCGGUCCACAGGGGCCACAGGGACAUCCAGGCUCACCUGGAGCGCCGGGGAAAGAUGGACAGCCUGGAAGCAAAGGUGAAACUGGUUUACCAGGAGCAACCGGGAUUCCGGGAUUCCCAGGACUUCAGGGCGAGCCUGGUCUUAAGGGAGAAAAGGGUGAUCCUGGUGUUGGAUUACCAGGGCCGCCCGGACCUCCGGGUCGAUCAAGCAAGUCUUCCCUGUUCCUGGAGGGGUCAGGAUUUGAAGACUUUGACACUGAUGCAGAAAUCCUUAGGGGGCCUCCAGGGCCUCCUGGCCCCCCAGGACAACCGGGGCCCCCAGGAACCCCAUCAGGGGACAUAUUGCCCAGACCAACUGGGGCCCCUGGGAAAGAUGGGAAGGAUGGACAGAAGGGUGAACCUGGACUCCCCGUGAUUGAGGAGUGGUUUAUUGGCUCUGGGUCUGGGUCUGGGUCUGGGUCUGGUCAGGGAGUCGACGGAAAAGAGGGCGAUACGGGGCCUGCCGGGGAGAAGGGAGACAAGGGAGAGCCUGGUGUUAGCGGGCAACCAGGACUAAAGGGAGAUCAGGGCCCUCCAGGGUUCCCAGGCCUUCCAGGGGAAGAAGGUACCGAAGGGCAGCCUGGUCCCAGGGGUCCACCUGGCCCAGCUGGGCCCCCGGGACCCCCUGGAAGGGGCUUCAUCUUGGACUAUGAGGACUUAGAAGGAUCUGCGAUGCACAGCGGUUUUGGAGCUGGAUUCUCCAAAGGCCCACAGGGUCCUCAAGGAAUCCCUGGACUUCCAGGGCCCAAGGGUAAAGAUGGUUUAGACGGCUCUCCGGGAGAGCCAGGGCAAAAGGGGGAGCCAGGUGCUACAGGACCCGCGGGUUUUCCAGGACAGGAGGGACUAAAAGGGGCAGAGGGACCAAAGGGGGACAAAGGUGAUCCAGGACAAAAGGGCGAGGUGGGACGGGACGGACUCAGUAUUACCGGCCCUCCAGGACCCCCUGGACCACCAGGGCCCAUUAUCAACCUCCAGGAUCUCCUACUUAAUGAUACAGAUGGUGCCUUCAACUUCUCAGGGAUUUUUGAGGCUCAGGGACUUGCUGGACCACAGGGUCCAAAGGGUGACGUUGGGUUACGAGGUGUUCAAGGACCUCCGGGACUGAAAGGUGAAAAGGGCGAGCCGGGACAGGUCAUUGCAGCUGAUGGAUCUAUGGUGUCAAGUCUGGCUGGUCCAGUAGGGCCCAAAGGAGUCAAGGGAGAUAACGGUGUACCUGGACCCCCUGGAAUUCCAGGACCUAUGGGACCCCCAGGACCAAAAGGAGAAUAUGGUUUUUCUGGAAGACCUGGUCGUCCAGGCCUGAUGGGACAAAAAGGAGAGAGAGGGGACUCUGUCGGGCUGCCGGGACCUCCUGGCCCCCCUGGACCUCCUGGCCGCCCAGGAAUAUUCAACUGCCCCAAGGGAACAGUGUUCCCCAUCCCUCCCAGACCUCACUGCAAAAUGGCUCUUAAUCCCAAUGGAUCCAUUGCAUUUGGAAACUGUCAGACGGGACUAAAAGGAGAAAAGGGGGAGAGGGGCGUUCCCGGGAUAUCAGCUCCACCAAACACAUUUCUUCCCAGUGGAGGCUGGGGGGCAAGAGGUGACCAGGGUCUCAAAGGGGAGAAGGGAGACAAGGGGGAGGCAGGCAUGCCAGGGCUACCAGGUAUCCCUGGGAGACAAGGACUGGUGGGGCCCAAAGGAGAGUCGGUUCUCGGUCCUCCAGGUAGCCCCGGGGUGCCGGGCUCCCCUGGCGUCCCAGGCUAUGGGAGACCAGGUCCUGUUGGUCCCCCUGGGCCACCAGGGCCUCCAGGACCAGGAUACGGCUCAGCAGCUCUGACCAUGGCUGGCCCCCCUGGACCUCCUGGACCACCCGGACCUCCUGGAUCUUCGGGUAACACAGCAUCCCUGAAAAUGUUUCCGACCCGUGAGAGUAUGAUGCAGCAAACCCUCAGGGAUGCAGAGGGAACUCUGGCGUACGUCACGGUAACGGGAAGUCUGUUCCUCAAGGUCUCCCAGGGAUGGAAAGAGAUUCAGCUUGGCAGUCUGAUCUACCUCUCCAAUAAUAUCGUACCACAAGAUGAGCCUCGAGUUGCAUUUCAGAUAAGAGGAGACACGGUGGAAAGAAUCAGUUCAGUUAAAACGAGGCUCAACCUGGUGGCCUUGAACCAGCCCCACUCGGGGGACAUGAUGGGGCUCGACACGGUCGACCGGAUGUGUUACGAGCAGGCCAAGGCGAUGGGUCUGGCUCCAAACUACCGUGCCUUCAUUUCGUCUCACAGGCAAGACCUGGUCCACGUGGUCUACCCUGGUUUCCGUGAAACUCUGCCAGUUACCAAUCUCAGGGGAGAUAUGAUGUUCAGGAACUGGCGAUCCAUUUUCAACGGCGAUGGGGGCCCAAUCAAUUCCAGGAUACCAAUCUACUCCUUUGACGGCCGAGAUGUUUUAGCGGACCCUUUCUGGCCUCAGAAGAGCAUCUGGCACGGCUCCACCAGCAGGGGUUUCCGAGUGGUGGACAAACACUGCGAGACGUGGCGAGCGGACCACAUGUCCGUCAUGGGCCAGUCGUCCAGCCUGACCUCAGGUCUGCUCCUGGGCCAGCAGACGCGAAGCUGUUCCAGCGAGCACAUUGUCCUUUGCAUUGAGACCCACAAAAACCCUUAAAUCCCCUCCCAACCCCCACACCCCAUACCACUCCACCAAAGAACCCAUCUCAGCCACCUUAAAUGGUAAACACUCGGGGAAAAGAUUUGUCUUUCCUCGCAAAGAACGUCAUUUUUAUCACAUCACUGGUGCUAUGUGUAGCAUUUUGUGGGUUUUUUUUAAAACAGAGGACCACAUUUAACACCCUUUCCUUCGCUAAGAUGAUGUUAAUACUUAUUUUUUUUCUCCUUCUGAAAUCACACUGUGUUCUUUCUGAGGAGUGAGAAAAGUAACAAACUCAUGACAACAGCAAAGACAUAUUCUGGGAUGGUAAGCUAGGGAGUUGAUGCUACGCUCUGGAAAUGGAAGCAUUUUGCUUGCGAAGCAAAAUUUUGCACCAUAAAGGAAAUGUCCCUGUGUGUUGUAAAGCAGUAUGAUAGGUUUCUCAUUAACUCCAACCCUGUGGCACAUAGUGUAAAAGGCAACACAGAGCCUGAUGAAGGCUGAAAGCCUUCUGAGCAAUAGUCAUAUUAAUUCAUAGCAGCAGUACAAUCCUCUCACACUGAAUGUUGUGAUGAUUUAUUAUGUUAAAAAUGAUACACGCAGCACCUUUUAACCUUUUUAUUCCAAAAAAAAAAAAAAAAAAAAGUGGACUAAGUUGCAACAAGAUACAUUUGCGUCUUUCCAAAAAUCAGAGUAACACAAAUGGCUUCACAUAGUCACCCAGGUGUGUUGAGGAUGAGACGUCUCUUUUAUCAUUGUCUUUUUUGUUCUUCAGAAGACUGAAAGUAGAGACUGAGGACACGUGGCUGCAGGCAUCUGCGCCUUUCCUGAAACGUGGCAGUCAUCACAAAUGAUAGAUUUUCCAAAGACUUUGUGAUGAAAGCGUAAAAGGCUAUUUUCAUUGUUUUGUUUACAAGUUGUCAUGGAAAUUUUUUUUUUUUUUUUUUUAAAUCAUUUUUAUGAAUUUCAGGAGAAGUUUACUCAAUAUUUUCAAGGGCCAGAACUUUACACAACCUAAAUUGUCCCUCGUCCAACAUGACGACCAGACAACCAGUGUUGCCACCAAAGCAAUUUUUGAUGCACUGUACUUCAUUUUAAAAAAUAUUUUUUAAGUUCAACAUUUUCAGCGUUGUUUGUGUUGUAGCUUUUCAUACACCUUGGUGAUCUCACUCCUUAGCAGCUCUUAAUAGGCUAUUUAAUUUAAAGUCAGUGAUUUAUUUAUACCGUCACAGCACAUAACAUGAAAUCAAAUGAUUAAAUUUAAGAAUGUAAUUUAUCGUUCAUUGUUUGUCAAAUGACUGUUUCUUCUCACUUUGCCUUUAUCCUAUUCUUCUGUAGUGUUGUUUUUUUGUUUUUUUAAUUUGAUAGAUUUUUGGAGAAUGUUCACAAGUCCAAACAAAAUUCCACCAAGUGUGGGCCUACAAUUGAAACAAGCAAAAAUAUUUUCAUGUUGAAAAACAAUACUCUAUAAAGAGAUUCCAUGGGCAAAAUUGAGAGCACAUGUUUUGUAUAAAUAUUUUAUUGUUGAAUAAAGUUGUUUUUUUUUGGUUUUUUUUCUUCCUUUUCUUCUUUUCAUAACCUGUUCUUGUUUCAUUGUUUCUCAAUGCAGUGCAGAAAAUAACGCCAAUACCACUGACUGUAAGUAACACUGUCAAAUUUCCAGUGAACAGAGAAGCGGUAAUUUCCUUUGUGCCCUUAAUUAUGGCUCUUUUCAUUUGUAAUGUUCAUUGUAAAUUAAAGGCUUUUGAAAAAUA
Xiphias gladius (swordfish) is the source of this 5775-nucleotide messenger RNA. Its product is annotated as collagen alpha-1(XVIII) chain-like. Gene Ontology annotation, cellular component: basement membrane. The record is from RefSeq and is a predicted model, not a curated record. Lineage: Eukaryota; Metazoa; Chordata; Actinopteri; Istiophoriformes; Xiphiidae. Bases 242 to 4039 code for a protein of 1265 amino acids. The transcript is spliced from 45 exons.